AUGCACAAUGUAAUUUUGUACGCUAUUGCUUUCACGAUAUUAAUAUGUAUAACAAUUUUUGAGAUGAGCGAGUUGAUAGUUGAUGCAACGAAAAAUCAGUUGACAGUUAGGACAAUAGCAAUCGCUCUGGGAAGUGCGGCAACGUUGGGUGUUUUGAUUUUCGCUUAUCGGAAUCAGAUUAAACGAAAAGUGGCCGACUUGGAAUAUGGAUCACAUGGAGAAAAAGAAAUACAAAGAUUGAGAGCCGAUCUUGAUCUUCUGCGAUCAGAAGUCGAAGAAUUACGAGAACAAUUCUCACGUGGUAGAACGGUCACUUUUUCGAGAAGUAGCGGUCAGUUUGGGAGUAAAUCUUGCCUAAAGCAAACGGGUGCCGGUGGUGGACGAUCGUUGAGUCCGGGACGACGAUCAGUCACUUCAGAUGAAGAAUAUUACACAGAUGCCGAUGAUGACUGGGAAACUCCACAAGCGCCUCGACAAACGAAUGGGGCCGCCGUUGUGCCAGCGAGCGACUCAAAGGAACAGAUAUUUGCCCAUUUGGAUCAGCUCUUUGAGAGUCUUCAAGGAGCCGAUGAACAAUAUGAUACGUUAAAGAAGAUGGACAACGAGACUCCCGACGAUCCUCGUGUGUUGUGGCGAUUGGCUCGAGCCUGUCAAAUGCAAAGUGGCCAAUUUGAAAAGAAGGAUCCACGAAAGAAGGAAAAACUUCUCGAAGGUCGCGAGUAUGGUCAAAGGGCAUGUGUUUUGGCUCCCAAUGAAUUUGAGGCGAUUAAAUGGGCGGCUGGUUUGACUGGAAGUGUCACCGAUUAUUUGCCAACAAAGGAGCGAAUCGAGCAGGGAAAAGUUUUUGAGAACUAUUUGGAUCGAGGCUUGGAAAUUAAUCCUCGAGAUUUCACAAUUCUCCAUAUGCGUGGUCGCUUCCGCUAUCAAGUCUCACAGCUAUCUUGGGUGGAACGGAAGAUGGCAGCGACUUUCUUUGGUGAACCCCCAUCUGCCACAAUUGGUGAAGCAAUCCAGGACUUUGAGGCAGCUGAUAGGGAGAAGCCUGAAUGGUGUGAGAAUUUGAUGUGGCUCGGAAAAAGUCAUUUGGCUAACAAAGAUAAGGCAAGUGCUCGAAAAGCUUUUGAGCGUUGUAUCGCCAUUCCACCCAAAGAUGCCACUUCUCGUCAAUCGGUUCAAGAAUCUAAUGAACUUUUGCCGAAGUGU
Mesorhabditis belari is the source of this 1203-nucleotide messenger RNA. The record is from the annotation of a GenBank genome assembly. Lineage: Eukaryota; Metazoa; Nematoda; Chromadorea; Rhabditida; Rhabditidae.